Endocarpon pusillum Z07020 is the source of this 1449-nucleotide messenger RNA. RefSeq lists its product as uncharacterized. Bases 1 to 1449 code for a protein of 482 amino acids. Gene Ontology annotation, biological process: intracellular calcium ion homeostasis; calcium ion transmembrane transport. Gene Ontology annotation, cellular component: fungal-type vacuole membrane. NCBI's taxonomy places the organism in Eukaryota, Fungi, Ascomycota, Eurotiomycetes, Verrucariales, Verrucariaceae. The transcript has 3 exons. The record is from RefSeq and is a predicted model, not a curated record. Gene Ontology annotation, molecular function: calcium:proton antiporter activity.
AUGACGCUGUUCAGCAGGAAGAGGCCUCGAUCUUCCGACGCUGCGCAGCGCGUCUCACAAGAACCAUUCACUACCGACAAACCCUCGAAGCAUCACAUGCUACCUACACACUAUAACAAUGGACGUCUUGUCACCAAGGGCAUUCAACAAGAAGGGGAGAGUGGCCGGAGUGGUUUCAACCCGGUUCACUUCUGCAAAGUAGCGUGGAGGAGUAGCUGCCGGGCCUCGAUGUUCCUCAAUGUUCUCUGGCCGUUCGUCCCGGCGGGAAUCGCCCUGUACUACAGUCGACGUGAAUCGACCCUCUUGGUCUUUGCCAUCAACUAUGUUGCCAUGAUCCCUGCGGCCAAUCUGCUUGGAUUUGCUGGGCAGGAUUUGGCGCGGAAGCUGCCCCGAGUGCUUGGGAUUCUGCUGGAGACCACCUUAAGCGCGGUGGUGGAGAUUGUCCUGUUCGUUGUACUGAUUGUGAAAGACCAUAGAGAUGGUCAUAACGUGGCCGUCAUCAAAGCUGCCAUCUUGGGAUCCAUCCUCACCAACCUCCUGCUCUGCCUGGGCUGCUGCUUUUUCCUGGGAGGAAUCAAACGUCAUGAACAGGUCUUCCACGAAGCAGUGAGCGAGGUCGGGUCCAACCUGUUACUGGUCGCCGGCUUUGCUCUCCUCAUUCCAAGCGCAUUCUAUUCUGCAUUACAUUCCUCCGCUUUCGGGCCUGGCGAUGAGGUGCCAACAGGUGAAGAUGGUAGGCCGCAAGAGGUCUUCACCCUUACCCGCUUGAACCACGAUAUCUUGGCUAUUAGCAGGGGGACAGCUAUUGUGCUGAUUGUUGCUUUCAUCUUAUUUAUCUGGUACAAUGCCAAAAGCCACGACACGAUUUUCGACGAUGUCCUUGCAGCGGAUCAGGAGAAAGACGUUGACCGCGAACACGAUCUGAGCAAAGCCAAGUUCACCUUGACCGAAUGCAUCAUGGCUCUCGCUGUCUCGUUGGCUUUGGUGUCGAUCAUCGCUGUCAUCCUCGUGAAUGAGAUCCACCCUAUGGUAGUAGAGUACAGGAUUCCCGACAACUUCAUGGGUCUGAUUCUGGUUCCUCUGGUCGAGAAGUUUGCAGAACAUAUCACUGCCAUCGAUGAGGCUUGGGAUAACCAGAUGAACUUCGCUUUGUUCCACUGCCUCGGACCCUCUAUCCAGACAGCUCUUUUCAACGCGCCUCUUGUUGUCCUGGUUGGCUGGGGUCUUCACAACCAUUUCAUGGACUUGAAUUUCGAAAUCUUCCAAAUCGUCUUGCUUGUUCUUUCCAUCAUGGUCGUCGGCAACUUCCUGAGGGACAAAAAAUCAAACUACCUCGAAGGUGGUCUCCUGGUACUUAUCUACGUUAUCGUGGCUCUUAGCGCUUGGUACUAUCCCAAUCCCUCGCUUACGACGUCCAACAGUGGCGCUACAGGCAUAGAUAGCCACUAG